This is a messenger RNA of Exophiala bonariae, 1371 nucleotides long. RefSeq lists its product as uncharacterized. NCBI's taxonomy places the organism in Eukaryota, Fungi, Ascomycota, Eurotiomycetes, Chaetothyriales, Herpotrichiellaceae. Gene Ontology annotation, biological process: negative regulation of cAMP-dependent protein kinase activity. Bases 1 to 1371 code for a protein of 456 amino acids. Gene Ontology annotation, molecular function: cAMP-dependent protein kinase inhibitor activity; cAMP binding; protein kinase A catalytic subunit binding. The transcript has a single exon. Gene Ontology annotation, cellular component: cAMP-dependent protein kinase complex; nucleus. The record is from RefSeq and is a predicted model, not a curated record.
AUGUCCCUCCCUGCUACUCACCAAGCUAUCAUUGACGACUUGAUCAAAGACCUCAGCAAAGCAAACACCAACGACCCGCUUCAACACUGCGCGAAUUAUUUCAACCGUCAGCUCGAAGCCGAGCGCGCUGCUCAGUCUCCCGCCAAAUCAGCCACCAACCAGACCAACGGCAAGAUGGCUGAUACUGCUGGUCCUUUUGACAAACGCAACCCCUUUGGUGCGAGCACAAACCCACAAAGCAUAGAAGAGGAGGAUGAAGAACGCGAUAGCUUCGGUUCUCCCACCAAUGCCACCUUCAAGUCUCCUCGUGGAGCCGACCGUUCUUCACCUUUUGGUGCCUCUCCCUUUGGUGCGGCCGCAGGUGGUGCGGCCGCUGGAGGUUUGUUUGGCAACUGGCUAGGCUCCAGUGCCAGUGAUGAGACCGACAACUCUGCACAGCAAGCUCCUGCGAACUAUGCCGCCGGUCGUAGAACCUCAGUCUCUGCCGAGUCCAUGCAGCCAGAUGCCGACUCGGGCAAUUGGAAGCCACCAAAACACCACAAGACACCCGACCAGCUGGAACGUCUCAGGCAUGCCGUGGCCGGCAAUUUCUUGUUUUCCAGUCUGGAUGAAGAAUCCUUCACCUUGGUCUUGGACGCCUUGGUGGAGAAAUCCAUCCCGGCACCCAACAUCAAAGUCAUCACUCAGGGCGAUGAAGGCGAUUUCUUCUACGUCAUUGAGUCGGGCGAUUUCGACGUCUACAUCAAUCCUAGUGGAGCUGUCGAAGCUGGCCCUGACGGUCUCGGCAACAAAGUAGCCAGCAUUGGACCAGGCGGCAGCUUUGGUGAAUUGGCCCUGAUGUACAACGCACCUCGAGCUGCGACCAUUGUUAGCUCAAGCAAAGGCGGUCUUCUAUGGGCGUUGGAUCGCAUCACCUUCCGCCGCAUUCUGAUGGACAAUGCCUCUCAGAAGCGAAAAAUGUACGAAGGCUUCCUAGAAGAAGUCCCACUGCUCUCAACUCUCAAGCCUUACGAGCGCGCCAAGAUUGCAGAUGCAUUGGAGACAGUCAAGUUUUCUGCUGGCGAGAACAUCAUCACAGAAGGAGAGCCUGGUGAUGCAUUCUAUCUGCUCGAGGCAGGAGAAGCAUCGGCAUACAAGCAUGGAGUGGACAAGUCUGUCAAAGAGUAUCAUCGUGGUGACUUCUUUGGUGAAUUGGCCUUGUUGGACGACAAGCCUCGUGCAGCUAGCGUGGUGGCCAAGACCAACAUCAAGGUUGCUAAAUUAGGCAGGGAUGGAUUCAAGCGACUACUGGGUCCUGUUGAAGGCAUUAUGAGACGUGAAGAAUAUGAUGCCGGACUAGAUCCCUUGAGCAAGCAGAAGACAGUGACUUAG